AAAUCUUCUAUUCUAAUAUUUAUUGAAACAAUAAUUUUAGAUGACGAUGUUCCAAAUCAAUGCUCUAGUGUUGGUGACCCUGGCUUCCUUCACGAGCGCCCAGAUGUGUACGUUCCCUAAAUUGGAUGUGGGAGUGUGUGACAAGGGUUUCCUGGCGUACUCCCCUCAGAGGUUCACGACAGAGGAGAGGUUCAACCCUGGUCAGUUCAUGUUGGAGGCUAGUUCCGAAGCAGGAGGGGAGGGCAAGUGGUUCUAUGAGUCCAGAGAGAGACUAGGCAAAAUUGUCAGCGUGAAGAGGAAGUUUAAGAGAGCAGGGGAGGAGAGUUACGAAGAGACUGGAGACGAGGAGAUCCCUCACAGCUACACUCUGAAGAUCAGCAAGAACAAACUAAUCCCAGGUAAAUACAUCUACAAGACUGACGUUGGCAAAUCCUGUGCAUUUUUCGUCUACUAGACGACCAGACAGAGAUGAAGAUUACACAUUACAUUUUCAUCACGUGAUGUGGAAUAUAUUCAGUAUUUGUGUUGUAGAACUGCUAUUUUAAAUCAUUGACAAUUUAUUUCAUGUUUGAAUUUGAAACAAUGGCGAGUGCUUGAAAUUAUUUAUUUAUCUAAAAUUUGUGUGUUUGUUAAAUAGCUUACAAGUGUCACCCCUCAAUCCUCGUUAUUCAUACUAUUGCCUAUUUGAAUUAUUCAAACCAUACAAA
Bolinopsis microptera is the source of this 707-nucleotide messenger RNA. RefSeq lists its product as uncharacterized. The transcript is spliced from 4 exons. The record is from RefSeq and is a predicted model, not a curated record. Lineage: Eukaryota; Metazoa; Ctenophora; Tentaculata; Lobata; Bolinopsidae. The coding region runs from base 41 to 454 and encodes 137 amino acids.